UGCAGAGCCGUCGGCUCUUCCCCACUGCCCCCCGGCACGCCCGGGCACGUCCCCUGCGCGGCUGGACCCAGGAUACAGAAGUAGACUCUAGAUAAUUAACCAAGCUUAUUUCACUGCCAUGGAGAUCUGAGAUAAUCACCUGAGUUCCAAGUGGGUCCAUACUCUGCUUUAGAAGUUUGUGUUGGAAAACAAGAAAUUCUUCCGGGGGAAACCUAAAAGAUUGUGCUUAACUUAAUGCCCAGACUGAAGAGAAAUGUUUUAAACUACUAUGGAGGGCAAAGAAAUAUAUUUUGCUCUCCUUAAAACAUAGAUAUACUUACUGUGAAAGUGUCCUGGUGGGAAGAACAGAGGCACGAAAACAAAGAUAAGUCUUGGAUUUAUACUGUGUAUAAAUAGAUUUAUACUUACAGUUUUACUCAUAUUCUCAUCUUUGUAUGCAUAUACUGAUUCUCCUCUGGAUAUCAAUCUGAAUGUGUUAAAAAAAAUAGUUGAUGGAUGAAUCAGAUGAUGAUUUUAAUGAACUAUGCUCCAAACUUCUUCGAAGGGUGAGGAAGAAAGGGGCCAAAGAAGACCUAGGAGAAACAAGGACUCAGAAGGAGGCUAGUAGCAUUCAAACAAAAAGCAAAUUGAAAAGGACCAAACUUCCUCCUAAGACCAAAAUCAGCCAUGACUCCACAGAAAAGAAAACAGAGCUGGGCAAGAGAGGUCCAGCACCAGGGAAUGAAGGAAGAUGUGAAGUCACUUCCCAUGAAAGCAGAGUGGCCUCUACUUCAAAAAGAGAGGGAGACAUUCUUGCAGCCACUCAGAAAGAACCUGGGCCACAACCAAGUCAGCCAAAAACCUGGACAGUAGGUGUUGUAGAUGAUUCUUCUCAGACAGCAUCACACUGUUUGACUGCUUUGUUACCAAGUGUCUCCAAACCCCGGGCAGCAGAGCUGGUAUUGCGAAAAAUGCAGCAGUUCAAGAGAACAGAUCCAGAAAGGUUGAAACAUGCCCCUGAAGAUUGUUCAGUGGAGACUGUACUUAAAGAAAACGUCUCAGAAUCCAGUCAGGAGGAGGAUACACAGAACAGUGGAAAUAUGCCGGGGCUUACUGUGACAGAGAGUGACGCAGCUCUGGCCUUGGCUUUACAGCAGGAAUUUGGUCAGGAGACCCCACAGAAUUCAGACAGUCUGGAGCAGGAGGGUUUGUUUUUCUGUCAGAUUUGUCAGAAGGAUCUCUCAGCCAUGAAUGCUGUUCGAAGGGAACAACAUGUUAACAGAUGCUUAGAUGAGUCAGAGAAGUCACUGGAACCUGCCUCUAUUGCACCCAAGAUCCCAGAAUGCCCAAUCUGCGGCAAGCCAUUCACUACUUCAAAGAGCAGAAAUAGUCAUUUGAAACAGUGUGCGGUCAAGAUGGAAGUUUCUCCCCAGCAACUAGUCCAGGCAGUCAGGCUGCAGACAUUUCAGCCUGAUGAGAACUUCCCAUCAGCAUCAAGCAAACCAGUUAGCGAGUCAAAGAGGAAAGGGUCAACCAAUGAAAAGAAACCACAGAAAAGGCGGAAGAUAUCCAAGACAGAGGCCAUGUCAGAGGACCUCCUUGUUGCAAUGGCAAUGUCCCAUUCUCUGAUGGAGCAAUCUAAGACAGUGACAAAUGAUAAUCUUGGAAAUGUGUUUCCAAACAACAUAAGGCCAGGAGCAGAGAAGAAAAGUCGUAAGAGGAAACUUGUUUCCCCACCUCAAUUGUUAGUUCAAGAUUCAGAGACUUACCUUCAACAGAUACAGGAUCGAAUUGCUAUUCUACUCACGGAGGAAUUCCAGUUAUCCAGCACUCCACCCCUUCCAUUGAGCAAAAUUUUGAAAGAAGAGAUGGGCAAGGCACCUUGGUGUCUGCUGCAGCCUGAAGAAAAACAAGGCAUUCUGUGGAAGGGCAGCUCUUUGACAGGAGCUUGGCCUCUGGAGUCUUUUUAUACUAAAGGAUUAGACCCUCCUAUUUUACCCUGGAAACCUACGAAGAAUUCAGAAAGGGGGCCCCUGCUGCCAUUAAUGGCAUUUAGCCAGUCCAAGCCAGAUGUGCAAGACCUUCCUGCCUUCAGUGAUCCCACUUCUGAAGGCUUUAACUUUAAAACUCCAGAAGAGCCUAAUUCCAGGAGGCAGUCACUUUCCGGUAGCCAGAAAGACCAUCAGACUCUGCAGGUCCUUAUCGAUCUGGCCGGAGAAGGGCUGACUCUCACCCAGUGGAACAGCGGUGCUGAGACCCAUUCCAGAAGUCUAUCAGGGAAAGAUCUGGAGUCCUGUGAUCUUCCGUUGACUGGAUUUGUCUUAUCACCCAGAGAGAAGAAACACUGGAGAAACAGCAAUUCUGCACUGUCACUUAGUUUGCUAUCUGCUGAUUUUGGUGCAAUGGUCAACAACCCCCACCUGAGUGAUGUGCAGUUUCAGAUGGACUCUGGAGAUGUGCUAUGUGCUCACAUGUUUGUGCUUUAUGCACGAUGCCCACGUCUCAUUCAGCUUGUACACAGUGAAGGUUUUUUUGUAGUGGAAGACGGGAGUUUGAGAACACGAAGAGUCCUUUUGAAUGAAGUGAGCACAGAGACAGCUCACAUGUUUCUACAGUACCUGUACACAGCUGAUACUAAUAUUCCUUCCCAUAUGCUCGCGGACUUGCAGUCACUAGCCAUCAGGUUUGGAGUGAAGGAACUUGUUGAUCUAUGUGAAAGUGGCCUAGAGGCUACUGAUAUUAAAUCAGAAGAUGAUGUGUUUUUGGUAGGGAAAGAAGAAGAGGAUUGUGAAAGUAGAGCAGAAAAUUUCCAAGAAUUAUUGAGGUCAAUGUGGGUAGAUGAAGAUAAGGAAUCAGAGUUUUUACUUAAGCCAGAAGACCAGGAAGAAGAUGACAGAGAGAAAGUAAAUGAAGAGGAAAUGGAAGAAAUUUAUGAGUUUGCCGCUACUCAGCGAAAGAUGCUCCAAGGGAAGUGUCAGACAAAGGAAGAUUCACUAGCUGGCCAGCCAGAGGUGGAAAUUCCAGUAUUUGGAUGUCUACCAACAAAUGUCAAAUUUAAAAAACAGCUGGACAAUACAUAUAAAAUAGACUCUUCUGAGCAAGUGAAAGGUCAAGAGCCAAGUGUAAGCAGCAAUGUAAAUAUUAAACAUUUCACUCCUGUGCCAUGCCAAGAAGAGAUUCCAGAUGAUGAAAGUGGUACAGAGUCUUCUGAAAAAGAUUGUUCACCAAAGUCAGCUAAAGGUGGUACUCACUCUAGUACUUCUGAUCUUUUGGUAGAAGGCAAAGGAGAUAGUCUAAGAGAAAAACUCACAUUUCUAGAUUCACUUCAUGAUUUUGAUCUUGAUAAGAGCUGUGAUCAACUUUUUUCAGUGACUCAAGAAGAGUAUUAUGAGCCUUCCCAAGUAAACUGCAAUCCAAAGAAACAAAACGAGAAUUUCCCGAGAAAAGAAGUUUCUAGUUCACCUGUUCUUUGCCAAACACCUCCAUUGCAGCCAGACUUCCCUCUGUCACACAUCCACUGUCAAAGUCCUUCCAGUUCAAAAAUCUUUCCUCAGUGUAGACAUGAUUCAUCCCCAUUAUCUCCUCAGUUAAAAAGGAAGUUUUCCAACAAAGUUUCUCCUCCAGUUUUAGCAGAACAGCAAAAGAAAAACAGUGAUAUCCACACUUUGUAUGAAGACCCAGCCUGCAAGGACAACAGUGAGUGUAAUUAUAUUGCGAACCAUAAAAAAACAGCAGCCCUGAUUUCUCCAGUUAAACCUCCGUCAAUUGACCUAACUAAACCAAAAUCUUGCCAAAGGCUGUCCCAGUUGAAUAUCAGAUCUCAGAAUUCUUCAUCACAAGUGAACAAAGAUGAUGAUAUUAUCCUUUUGUUGGAUUCAGAUGAAGAAAUGGAGCUAGAACAGACCAAAAUGAAACCAGUUUCUGACAGUCUCUGUGGAGAAAGAAAAACACCAAGAACCCUUGUAGGUAAAGGCGAGGACGUGAAGAAUAGUCCCAAAUCAUCCAAACCUUUUCUGAUUAUUGAUAUUGAUAGUGACCAAAUGUAUUCUCAAAACCCAAUAGCCACAGAAGUUGGGGUACAUAGAGAUAGGGGUACAGAUGUUCUGACUGAGAUGCAGUCACGCAGAAAGGGCAAUAGCUGUUUGGAUGAAGAUUUUAGACUGAUAUCCAAACAUGACAACAGCAGAGAGGAAAGCAGUAGCACAGAUACUUCAUGGCUGGUUCCAGCCACUCCCCUUACUAACAAAAGCCGUGAUUGCUCAUCCCAGAUGCGAGUCACAAGCAUCAUUGCUAGGCCACGUGUUUCCAGUUUACAGGAUAAAGUUUUACAGUGCAAGACUAAAGUACUAGUAGAAAAUAAAAAUGCUAACGAAAUAACAAAUGAAGUAUCUAUAAAUGUGCCCCAGCCAUCAUCUCAUCUGGUACCCAUUACUUCAGAAACCAAAUCACUCUCAGAAACCUCAGUCAGUGAGAGAUACUCUUACAGAAGCCCUGCCAUUCAAUAUUCAAAGGUUAAUAAGAACCUUUCCACAGUAGUCCCAAUUCAGCUUUCACCUGAGCCUGCUGACUUAAUUAAACAGUCUCUGGAAAACCCAUCAUCACACACAAGGCUUUCUUCUGCUGAUGACAAACCUGUGCUGAUCCAAAAUGUGUGUAGUGAAGUGGUAGAAGUGGUGGAUAGUGAGGAAGAGCAAGAUCUCGAUCCCUGCCCUCUGAGUAGCAGCUUACUGCUAAACAGUGACCCCCCAAUUCCUGUUGAUGACGACUACUGGAAUAUUGAACCUCUCUCACCAAUUCCAAUUGAUAACUUGAACUUAGAGAGGACUGGCCACCUAAGUGCUAAUAGUCCAAAUAAAGUAUGUGAAACUAUGAAUAACAGGGAGAGAAACUCCCCUGCAACCCCGAGUAGAAUGAGCAGUGCUCCUGUUUAUGGAAGUCCUGUUGACAAAAGAAGAUCUUUACACUGUAAUGAAAAGACAUCUUUAUGUGCAGGCUCACCUGGAAACAGUAAUCUAAGCUAUUUGAAUUCAACUCUGUGGGAUGAUUGGGAUGGAGAACAAAAGUCUACAGAAAUUCUUCCUUUGGCUAAAAGAUUGUCAGAUGAAAAAGUAACUCAAGAAUUAGAGGUGUUAAAGACUCCAAAAGCUGUUGAUCGGAAGACUAAUAGACCCCCCAAAGUUCCUAUAACUCCAAUGCCAAGUUAUUCUAUCAUGGAAACACCAGAACUGAAGAAAGAAUUGAAUAGAUUUGGAGUCCGUCCUCUCCCCAAACGCCAGAUGGUACUGAAGCUGAAGGAGAUUUUCCAGUACACCCACCAGAUCUUGCCAUCUGACUCUGAGGAUGAAAUCCAGGCUUUGCAGACAUCCCCUAGAAUGAUGGCGGAGCCUUGCUGCCUAACUCAAACGGCUUCUCAAGUCAAGACUUCAGGAGCAGUGAAUGAGUUACCACCAGCUUCCUCCAGUUGUGCCCUGCCUAGUGUGGAGAGUGGUCAGUCAGAAGUUUCAGAGAACUUAUCCACCAUCAGUCACCGAAAGCUAAAGAAUCUCACUAAAGCCCACAGCAGAAGGAAGCAGGCACGUAAAGCCGCCCUAACACUAACACAACCACCAGCUGAAGAUGUGCACUCAGGCUCUGCCAGUGAUAAUCAGCUCUCAAUGUCUCAGAAAUCCAUCGCUUCUUCUACAGAUGAAAGUGAAAACUCCUUUGGUUCACAAAGUUCUAUUGCCAGCGAGUUUGAAACAGUCUUUGAAUCUGAAGGGGAAGAAGAGGAGGAGAUCACUGCUUCCCAGGCUGCUGCCCAGGAUGCCGACAGAGAGGAGGCAGCCAGACGCUACAUCCGAUCCCGUCCAGCACUUUACCAGAAGAUUCUCCUUUACCAGCCCUUUGAGCUUGCUGACCUGCAAGCAGAGCUGAGGCAGAAUGGCAUCAAGUUUGCCAUGGGAAAGCUGUUAGACUUUCUGGAUGCUCAUUGUAUUACUUUCACCACAGCUGGAGCCAAAAAGGAAAAAUUAAAGAAGAAACUGCCACCAGGUGGCAAAAAAAGGGGGAAAUGCUAUUGAUAGGGGCCAUCCCUUUCUCUUCUGCAUUUGCCCAUCACCAGCCUGGAGCUCUUGUAACCCUCAGGAUCUGGGUCUCUUGUCAGAGCUUGCUUGGGGAGUUGCUUAUCUGCCCCAGGUCAUCUGCCCACAAACAGUCAAACAGCAGGAAAAGCUAGACAUCCCACUGUACUUCUAGAUUCCCAUGGCUCAAGAUUGUUUUGUUUGUGUGAAAUUUCUCUAAAAGCUAUCUGACCUGAAUUUUCAGCUCACUUGGAGAUUUACCUAAAAAAGUGCAGACCAGAAAGUUACAUUCAGCAUUUUACCACAGGCAAAAGGAGAUAUUGCACACUUGGACUUCUGGGUUUCUCUCUAACAUAUAAUUUAUUUGAAUCUAAGAAGAGCCUUUUAUUAUUUCCCAUGCGUUGUAAGCAGCCAUGGAGCAAGUCAGAGGUAGUCACAGAGGUGAGGAGAUUGAGACACCCCUCUUUCCUGUAGUGUCCAGCCUUGAUCUCUGUGUACGUGUCUCCCCUGUCACCCUCCGUGCAGAGAGGAGGACUGAAAUCUUUGGUCACCACGAAGCCACAUGUUUGAAGCGCUCCUCCCAAAUUGACUCUUCCUCUAAUGCAGUACUUAGUACCUUCUCCUCUCACUCGUAUUUUUCAAAGAAAGGGCAUUUUUAGAUGUUAGCCUGCCUUGACCAUCUGUCUUCCAGGAUGUUUGCCUUGUCUCUAGAGGUCUCCUUUUUUUUUUUAAAGCUUUCAAAUGUUUCCUGUUUUGGAUAGACUGUCAUAAAUAUUUCCACUAUAGAAAAGAAAGUUUGCACAGUACAUUUUUAUGAGUGGGAAAUGGAUUUGCUGAAGAUGUCUUCAAAAUGUCACAAGCUUAGAAAAGCAACCCAAAUGUUGAAAUUCAGUUCUUUAUAUUGUGUCCCAUGUUUAAAAAAAAAAGAAGGAAAGAUAAAGAAAAUAAAAGGAAAAAAUAAGGAGCCAGUGCAAGGCCCAGGAUGAUCUGUUGCUUCUCUUGGGUUUCAUCCUUUUCUUUUCCUUCUAACUCUUACCUUUUGGGUUCUUUGCUGUUCUCUUUUACUGAAAACUCUUCUCAUUUUGCUGUAACUUUGUCUUUAGCACUACUGCUUUUACCCAGUCCUCUCUCUUCUUAAUCUUCUAUCUCAUUCCUACGUUCAAAUUUUGCCUCCAACUUCUGGGCAUUUUCUGCAUUUAGGAAUGGAAUUGCCAGAGGUUCAGGUUUAACACUUUAGUCAGAAAAAUCAACCUGUGUGUUCCAGAUCUAGGCCUUGUCCCUUCCCAUCUUAGGCUUCAGUUCUGUCCACAGUGUUAUGUGAUGAUUUGCACUGAUCUUAAGAGUUUUAUCCCUUCUCAUGAUGAAGAGAAUUAUCCUUUUGUUCUUGUGUUUUAGCAACUUUUUGUCCCCAGUUCCCUAUUCUUUCCAUUCCUGAAGGUCAUUCUUGGGUACAGGUAUCUUUGCUCACAUCCUAAAAGAGUUUUUUCUUCUGUCUUCUUCCUUCAUUGUCCUUCCUUCUUCUUCCAUUGUGGGUCAUGCCUCAGGUCAUCUGUAUUCUCAGUGGAGGUAUCCUGUUUCUUACGUGUUUCCUUGGCAGCUAUCAUUGGAAUUGGUUUGGGAUGCCUCCUUGUACUGCCUUUCCCCAGGUCACAUGGUUGUGCACGUGAGGACUCCGUGUUAAUGGCAGACAGGCAGUGCUGAGCAGCCAGCCAUUGAGGACUUCAUGGAAUCAACCCCUGUAAGAGACCAAAUGUUAGGGUUUUUUAUGAGCUGUGGAACAGUGGGGCAAAAAUGUAGUGAAGUAGAUUGGAAAAGAAGGAAAGAUUUGAAGCCUGUGAUCAGUAUUAAUGUUUUUGUCUAUUUUGUAAAUAACACAGUUUGAAUUUUAUGUGAUGUGCAAUUAAAAAAAAUGCUUCAAGAGAA
This is a messenger RNA of Vombatus ursinus (common wombat), 7961 nucleotides long. RefSeq names its product SLX4 structure-specific endonuclease subunit (gene SLX4). The transcript has 15 exons. Gene Ontology annotation, cellular component: nucleus; Slx1-Slx4 complex. Gene Ontology annotation, molecular function: enzyme binding; DNA binding. The record is from RefSeq and is a predicted model, not a curated record. Lineage: Eukaryota; Metazoa; Chordata; Mammalia; Diprotodontia; Vombatidae. Bases 492 to 6038 code for a protein of 1848 amino acids. Gene Ontology annotation, biological process: DNA replication; interstrand cross-link repair; resolution of meiotic recombination intermediates.